AUGUUUUUCAAGAUGAAUUUCGAACCGAGUGAUUUGGCUAUUUGCGAAACACUGGGUGUACUGGAUUGGAAGCAUGGUCUAGCUGGUACUCUGGAAGAUGUGGUAUAUUCAAAGUUUGCGAGGAGGAUAUCGGACCCCCGCCAAUACGUCCCCGCCACAGGCCAAACCUGGACCUCCCUCCACCGCAGCCAAGCCCUCCAAAAAAACAACUUCGAAACCGACCCCUCCAACCCAAACAUCCACUACAUCACCACCGCGCCCCUCUCCCCCUCGGAACUGCCCCCCGGUCUCGCAGACACCUCCUCCACCCGCAAACAACUCGGCAUUGGCCAACGCGCCAUCCUGCUCCAAACCUCCGGCGGCAACGUCCUCUGGGACUGCGUGGCCUUCCUCAACCCAGACACGAUAUCCUUCAUCAACUCCAAAGGCGGGAUAAAAGCCAUUGUGAUUAGUCAUCCACAUUUCUAUACUACACAUUUAGAAUGGGCGGGUGUAUUCAAGUGUCCGGUGUAUAUGGCGGGUGUGGAUCAAGAGUGGCUUAAUCGUGCUGAUAAAGACGGGAUGAGAAAGUUUUUUGGUGCCGCCGGUGGAGAGACGCAGAUUGGGGAGGUGGGUAGGGAGUCCGGUUUCAAAAACGCCAAACAUAUCCCCGAUACGACAUCUUACACCUUCAUGUGGGCGUAUCCAAACAUGAUUCCGCUGACGCCAAAAGCCAUCUUGGGAAUUUGGAAGGCGAUAAAAGGGCUCGACUUUGAUAGUACGUAUGGUGGGUUUCCGGGCCAGAAUCUGAUUCGGCCAGAUUUGAAGGCGCAGGUGUUGGAGAGUAUGAAGAUUUUCCUCAGGAGGGGUGGGCAUGAGGGGGCGGAGGUUUAUGGGGAGAGUGUUUAG
Pyrenophora tritici-repentis Pt-1C-BFP is the source of this 888-nucleotide messenger RNA. Lineage: Eukaryota; Fungi; Ascomycota; Dothideomycetes; Pleosporales; Pleosporaceae. The record is from RefSeq and is a predicted model, not a curated record.